UGCACCGUGGGUACGGUGCGAUACGUCGCGCACGGUGCAACGAGCAUUGCGUCGGCGCAACGACGCGCAUUCAAGAUCCGAUCGACGGGGGGUAGCGUUCGAUAGCGGGCAAUCGAGAUCAAUUAGCUCUCCGCUUCCGAGCCGGCUCCAUCGCGUCCUGGGCCGUUUAGCCUGAUCGACGUCGCCCAAACUCCACCCUUCCGGACGUGUCGGACUUCCCACACUUGUCCACCCGUUCUCGGCAAAAAGUGAGAGGUUUCCAGCAGUUUCAAAUGUGCAGAUCCAGGGGAUCGAUGUGAACGCUCACGCGCGCAUGAAUCACGCGUGAAGAGGCAUAUCGGUCCGGCAACCGUGACCGAAAGUUGCGAGAAGUUUCCCCCGGCGUUCGCCCGACCGACCUGAAUUUACUCGGGGGGAAAAAGCGGUCUGCAGCUGCGAAGGGUCCGAGAAUUGGCGAGGGCUCGGCCAACGGUGCGUGUCCGUGUGUGCGUGCGUCCGUUGCGAGCCGUUCGGGCUGCCGAGGAACGUCGGGCCCGACGGCGACCAAUCAGAGCGCUUCGGCACUCGCCAACGGCCAAUCAGAGGCUCUCGCUCGCCGCCAUAUUGGGGCCGCGCAACAAGUAUCAGCGCGUGUCGGCGUGUGUCAGCGCGAGACGCCGCGAGGCGUGGUACGCGCGAUUCGGGACCGCUCGGGUGAUCGACAGGACCUCGGGAAACUUCCUUGCACGUAAAACGGCUCCGAGGACAUAAUGGGCUGCGCGGUGAGCUCCACCGGCGAGAAGGAGGCCGCCGAGAGGUCCAAGAAGAUCGACAAGGACCUCCGGGCCGACGGCGAGCGAGCCGCUAGUGAGGUCAAGCUCCUGCUACUCGGAGCUGGAGAAUCUGGAAAGUCCACUAUUGUAAAGCAGAUGAAGAUCAUACACGAGACUGGGUACAGUAAGGAAGAAUGUGAACAAUACAGGCCUGUAGUUUACAGUAAUACGAUACAAAGUUUACUGGCUAUAAUCAGAGCUAUGGGAUGUCUUAGGAUCAAUUUUGCAGAUCCUAACAAAGUUGAUAUGGCAUGUCAGUUCUUUGCAUUAGCGUCAGCAGUAGAGGAAGGGGAAUUAACCGAGGAGUUGGUUAUGCUGAUGAAAAGAUUAUGGCAAGAUGCCGGAGUGCAGCUAUGUUUUACACGCAGUAGGGAAUACCAAUUAAACGAUUCGGCAGCAUACUAUCUGAAUGCUUUGGAUCGCAUUUCACAACCCCAUUACAUUCCUACUCAGCAGGAUGUCCUUAGAACACGAGUCAAAACCACUGGCAUAGUGGAAACACAUUUUUCAUUCAAAGGAUUACAUUUCAAAAUGUUCGACGUAGGAGGUCAACGGUCAGAACGUAAAAAGUGGAUUCAUUGUUUCGAGGGAGUUACGGCAAUUAUAUUUUGCGUUGCUCUUAGUGGAUACGACCUGGUGCUUGCCGAAGACGAAGAGAUGAACAGGAUGAUAGAAUCAAUGAAAUUAUUUGAUUCGAUAUGCAACAGUAAAUGAUAUCCACUCCUUUAUUCUUGAUCGAUCGGUUCGAUCAAUUUAUCAAGUGGAAACAUCGAAGAAGAAAGAAAAAAGUCAGUUGGGUGUUCGCGAGAGAAAUUCUAGUGGAAUGCUUUGGCAGCAUCUGAAAUCUAUAUUAUAAUAAGCAAUUCUUACCAGCCGGAAAACAGAAAAGUGACUUUUCUCUGCUUAUGCGAAUCGCUACUUGCGCAGUGCCGUUGCUUAAAUUCAUUCUAAACGUUUAAGCUCUUGCGUCCGUGUAAUUACAAUAAUUUCUUACAUUUGAGGUAAUCCUUGGGAUACCCUCCUUGGUCCUCAAAGAGGGAUUCGAGGAAAAAAAAAAGUCAGACAUUAAAGCCAUGCUAGGAAACAUACUGACUAUUGAGCUGCUCUUCCGGGCUACGUUUUAUAUCCUCGGAUGCAUACAUGGUAUAUACACUUACUAAAUGAAUAUUAGAUCUAAAAAUAAAUAUAACCGCGCUUCAAUUAGGAUUUAACAUUAGCUAGACGUCCUAACGAGAAACGCUCGUAAAUCUUUUUAUACCCCUUUCCGUCUCGUUCCACCAUGUACAGCUUUAAACGUAAACCUAAAACAGAGCGACGUAUUGAAUAUACGUAUACAUACAUACACGCACACGUGUGCCUACGCUUGGUCAACAAUUGUUUACACAUUUUGUAGUUUUUAAUACUGGCAUGCUUUACGUCGAGGUGCAGCUCGUCGAGCUAAAGCUUGGGCAACGCGGUGACGCUAAAUUUCGCUCGCGGUGAUUCAAAGGGUGACAAAAGCUUCCUCGAGAUUCUCCAAAUUUAUAACAUAGACUAUAAACAAUAGUACAUUUUCCCUCUCUCGAAUACCGCGCACGAUUUGGUGCCAAUUAGUAGUAGUCCACCACUUUGAUUUAACGUGCGACGACUUGCAUAGGAAUGUCUACUCAGCGGUCGACCGGUACUUCCUCGCUUUUCAGAAGGCAAUCUACGAUAUAUUAGAUUCGAUAAACGAUCAAUUAAUCCAGGAGGCGAGUAUACAGGUACCUACGUCCUCGAGGGACGAACAAAUGGAAGUCUUCCAGAGAUAUUACGAUUAGCUAAGUACUAGGCGCACAUGAAGGGUCCAGAUUAGUCUUCCCUUUGUUGGCAAACGACGCGCUGGUUGCAAUUGGCGCUUCAAUCGGUCGACUAAUCUG
Messenger RNA from Orussus abietinus, 2710 nucleotides. It is a transcript of the gene Galphai, whose product is annotated as guanine nucleotide-binding protein G(i) subunit alpha. Bases 750 to 1526 code for a protein of 258 amino acids. The transcript is spliced from 5 exons. Gene Ontology annotation, cellular component: heterotrimeric G-protein complex. Gene Ontology annotation, biological process: adenylate cyclase-modulating G protein-coupled receptor signaling pathway. The record is from RefSeq and is a predicted model, not a curated record. NCBI's taxonomy places the organism in Eukaryota, Metazoa, Arthropoda, Insecta, Hymenoptera, Orussidae. Gene Ontology annotation, molecular function: GTPase activity; G-protein beta/gamma-subunit complex binding; GTP binding.